Molecule: messenger RNA, 2769 nt
Organism: Rosa chinensis
Lineage: Eukaryota; Viridiplantae; Streptophyta; Magnoliopsida; Rosales; Rosaceae
Product: organellar oligopeptidase A, chloroplastic/mitochondrial-like
Exons: 18
Coding region: 462-2396 (644 amino acids)
Biological process (GO): peptide metabolic process; proteolysis
Cellular component (GO): chloroplast
Molecular function (GO): metalloendopeptidase activity
Source: RefSeq, a predicted model, not a curated record
AAAAGGCGGGCGAUUUGCCCGCUCUCGAAUACAAAAUGACACAGUCUCUUUGCCGCGUACGGACUCAGCAAUAUCGUUUAGUCUUCACAUUUUAAAAUGUCUCCUCUUCCUUCCUUGGUCUAGUGUUCUCGAGAGAGAAGCAGCAAGCAGGGGCAGAGCAAUCGCGGCAAACCAUCAGAUAAAGCUCUGCUAGCUGCAACAAAGUACAGUGAACAAUGGCGGACGCUAGUCCCCCCAACCCCAAGAAACAAGUAAUCAAGGACUCGGAAGAACAAUUUGAGGACCCAACCCCUUUGAAGAAAUUAAAAGUAGGCCGAACAGACAACGAAUCUAUUGAAAAUAACCCUCUUCUUGAAGAUCUUUAGUUCCCUCGUUUUGAUGCUAUUACUGCCGAUCACAUUCGCGAUGGGAUACCUAUAUUGUUGAAGAAGCUGGAAGAAGAUUUUACUGAAUUGGAGAAUAUGAUAGAGCUUGGAGCAGAAGUGACAUGGUCUACAAUUGUAUUGCCAUUUGAGAAGAUUGUUGAACGGUUGACUAAGCCUUGCGAGAUUGUCUGUCUCCUUAAGAAUCUUAAACACUCUGAAAAGCUUCGUGAUGCUCUUAAAGAAGUCUUGCCACUCAAGGUGAGUUUUGAUAUGAAAUUGACUCAAAGCAAAGCAAUUUAUAAGGCCUUCAAAUCUAUUCGAGAAUCUCAUGAUUGGGAGACAAUGAGCGAUGCAUGGAAACGAAUAGUUGAAUGGCAUAUCAAGGAGUCGGACCUGGCCGGUAUCAAUCUUGAUGAUGCUAAGAGAGAGUAUCUUAGAGAUAUUGAACAGAAACUAGAAGAUCAAUAUAAAAAAUUUGAGGAGAACGUGCUAGACGCCACAGAAGCAACUCAAAUGCUAGUUAUCGAAGUAGGCAAUGUUUUGGGAUUGCAUAUUGGUCUACUUCAGGCGGCUGCGGAACGAGCAAUAUUGAAGGGACAUGAAGAUGCAACGUCUGAAAAGGGGCCUUGGCUAUUCACUCUCGAAGAUUAUGAGCAAAUUCAGAUGUAUGCUGAAAACCGGUCUUUUCGUGAAGAGGUUUACUUUGCUCUUGGAACUUGUGUCUCAACCGGAGAUUUAAACAAUACUCCAGUCAUCGAGUCAAUUUUAUCACUCAGAUUGCAGAAGGCUAAGCUUCUGGGUUAUAAUAACUAUGCCGAGGUAAGCAUGAAAACAAAGUGUGCUACCAUUGAAAAAGCGAAAAAUCUGCUAGAAGAACUCCAAAAUAAGCUUUGGAAAGCUGGACUUGAAGAGAUUGAAGAACUUAAGCAUAUUGCUGGAGAACAGAAAGCUGAAGAAGCUGAGGACUUCAGGCCUUGGGACACCGCCUUUUGGACAGAACUGCUACUUGAAACCAAAGUUCCAGGCUAUCAGGAGGGCACGAACCGGUACUUCAUCUAUUCCGAUGUCAAGGAUGCACUAUUCCACUUAGCAUCUGUGAUGUUCGACAUUCAUAUUGCACCUGCUGAUGGCACAGCUCCGGUUUGGCACAAGGAUGUGAAAUUAUAUUCUGUCUCAGAUUCUCACACCACUGUUGGAUACAUAUAUUUCGAUCCAUUUUCUCGCCCUGAGAAAAUGGGUGGGGCAGCGACGGGUGGAUUCUUUUCCAGAACUGUAGAUUAUGACAUGAGUUCUAGAAGGUUGCCUAUGGCAUACAUUUUCUGUAAUAUAAGUCAGCCAUCAAAGGAGAUCAAUCAGAUUUUUAUGUCUUUUGAUGAGGUGCGAACUCUUUUCCAUGAAUUUGGACAUGCAUUUCAGCAUGUACUGACAAAGCAAGAUGAAGUACUAGUGGCUGGUUUUCAGAAGAUAGAGCAAGAUUGUGUUGAGGUACCCUCCACAUUCAUGGAAAAAUGGUGUUACCACUGGGACACUUUAAGAAGAAUUGCAGGAGUUCAACUGAAGAGAAAAGGGAAAAAAGAGAGAAGAGGUGGAAACUUGCAGCCUCUUAAAGAUAAAACUCCAAUUUUGGAUACUCUUGAUGAGAUAAGGACGGCAAUUGUUGAUUUAGAGCUGCAUACAAGUUAUACACCUGCUGGGUCAGAGUCUAUUCAUGAUGUUUAUCUUCGACCACGAAGUGUGAUUCCUGUACAUCCUGGGGACAAGUCAAUUUGUACCUGGAUCCAUAUAUUUGGAGGUGGAUAUGAAGCUGGGAUGUAUGGCUAUAAGUGGUCUGAGAUGUUUUCGACCGAUGCUUUCUCAGUAUUUGAAGAUGCCGGACUGGACAAUGAAAAGGUUCUCAUAACAAAAGGGUGCGAGUUCCGAGAUUCUGUUCUUGCUGUUGGAGGUGGGAAGGCACCCGAAAAGAUUUUUGAGGAUUUCCUGGGACGUCAACCUACAUUGGAUGCACUAGUCAAGCACAAGCUUAGUUUGUAGGAAAAUUCUGAAAUACCACACAAUAAGUAGUCAUGAGUUGAAUAUCAACCAGAAGGAAGGGGUAUGUAGUUCUGAAGCACUUAGGCCUAGAAACAGAGACAACUAGGAAUCAGUUAAGCAAGAAGUUCAAACCAGAAUUCAGGUAUCCAUGCAUCCUAUCACAUAUACAGUGGAUCCAUUCUCAGACUUUUGAACUUGAAUCACAAGGUAGAGAAGAUAUACAAAAAAUCAGGAUUACAAAAGGACACCAUUUUGUUGGUCAUCACAACCACAAUUAGCUGCUACUCAAGUUAUAGAAAAGGAUUGUAUUUUACUCCAAAUCAAGAAUACAAAAAGAUUGAAUGUUACUUGUGAGACAACAAUCUGUGUUUAA